UCAGGCAAUAAACCGCUAAUACCCUGAGGACUCGGAGGAAGGCACAGCGGCUUUCAGCAUCUCGCAGACGAAUGCAGCUGGGAUAGGCUCCAGCACCCCCGCGACCCCGACUGGGACAAGCGGUAGGAAAUGGAUGGAUGGACUUUUUUUUUUAAGAAUCUAAAUCUUUUUUAGGAAUUGUACACCUGACGCCUUUAACUUUUAGUGGAAAUUUCCCCGAGCCGAGCCCAGACAUUUUGCACCAUGGCGGUCCACCGCCUGUCACUCAAAGGCAGGUGUGGCGGCGGCAGGUGAAGCUUAAGACCCGCGGGGAAUGAAAGCGUGGCUUCUUACUCGGGAGCAUGCCGCCCAAGAAAAAGGGAGAGCGCCAGGACACGGACGCCUCCGAGGAGAGGAACGCCCAGGUUCAGUUGGAGAAAGCAAAGUACAAGGCUGUGGCCUUUGCCGUACGCUGCAACUUCUCCUACACGCCGGCGGAUGACGACAACGUGCCAGUGCCAGGCAAGGCAGUCACCUUCGAGGCCAGAGACUUCCUACACGUCAAAGAGAAAUUUAACAAAGAAUGGUGGAUUGGGCGGCCGGUUAAGGAGGACAGCGUGGUGGGCUUCAUCCCCAGUCCGGUCAACUUGGAAACCAUCCUGAUACGAAGAGAAGUCCAGGCCAGGAAGGCUGCCAAGGCCUUAGCAAACAAAGCAUCCUCACAAGUGGCUCAAGAUAUGAACUCCAAAAAGUACACGCCUCCUUCUCAAGCCAAUCAGCAGGUGAAAAAGAAGCCGGGGGAGCAGGUCUCCAUGUACGACGUUGUGCCUACCAUGCGUCCUGUGGUCCUCAUGGGACCGUCACUGAAGGGCUUAGAGGUGACGGACAUGAUGCAAAAAGCUCUGUUUGACUUUUUGAAACAUCGAUUUGAAGGCAGGAUCACCAUCACCCGGGUCACGGCAGACAUCUCCCUGGCAAAGCGCUCCAUACUCAACAACCCUGGAAAAAAAGCCUUAAUGGACCGCUCCAACACCCGCUCCCAUUUAGCUCAGAUCCAAGGGGAAGUGGAGCGAAUAUUUGAACUUGCUCGCAGCCUGCAGCUGAUUAUUCUGGAUGCAGACACCGUCAACCAUCCUAUUCAGGUGUCCAAGACCUCCUUGGCUCCCAUCCUCGUGUAUGUCAAAAUAUCUUCACCAAAGGUUUUGACCAGGCUGAUCAAGACCAGAGGCAAGUCUCAGACCAAACACCUCAACGUCCAGAUGGUGGCAGCAGACAAGCUGGCCCAGUGUCCCCCGGAGAUGUUUGACGUCAUCCUGGACGAGAACCAGCUAAUGGACGCCUGCGAGCACAUUGCAGAUUAUCUGGAGUCCUACUGGAGAGCCACUCAUCCUCCAGAGAUGGAGCCUCAUGGCAACCCUCUAGUGGCCCAGCUGGCUGAGAACACUCUGCCCACCUCCAUCGUGCCGGACAAGCAGAAGAACAAGUCUAUCGCCCCCAAGAGGAAGGGUUCCCAUGACAACCCCUCCACCCACGAUCCACCCUCAUCCCAGGAGCCGGGGGCCGACGAUGGUCAAAGGGAAGACGAGGAGGACACGCACCUUCUGAGGACGGAAGCAAAGAGAGCCCAGCAUUCGCGUCAUCAUCAUCACCACCAUCAUCAUCAUCACCACCACCGCAGGACAGAGCAGCAGAUCCAGGCCUCCACCACAGGACACGCCCACAGGCCUCCUCACAGGGUUCUCCCUGAGGAGGACGAGGAGGAGGAGGAGGUGGGAGGCGCGCCGGAGGAUCAUGAUCACUGUAAAGAUCGGGAUCGCCACCAUAACCGCCACCAUCAUCACCACAGUGGCAGCAGCCAGCCGCACGGCGAGGACGACUGCGAGCAAAAUGAAGGCAGCAGACAUCAGGACCAGAACCCUGCCAACAACUACCAACAUGGCACCUGCAGAGACCGGGAGAGGCUGAAGGUCAAGGAGAGAGACAGAGGCAGAGCCGUGAGGCUGAGGGACUCACAUUUCCACUAGUUGCUGAUCCACCGUGCGUACGUAUGUAUGUACGUAUGUAUGUACAUAUGUAUGUAUGUAUGUAUAUGCGUGCAUAUGUACU
Messenger RNA from Entelurus aequoreus (snake pipefish), 2085 nucleotides. RefSeq names its product voltage-dependent L-type calcium channel subunit beta-2-like. Gene Ontology annotation, cellular component: voltage-gated calcium channel complex. The transcript has 13 exons. Gene Ontology annotation, molecular function: protein binding; high voltage-gated calcium channel activity. Gene Ontology annotation, biological process: neuromuscular junction development; regulation of voltage-gated calcium channel activity; calcium ion transmembrane transport. NCBI's taxonomy places the organism in Eukaryota, Metazoa, Chordata, Actinopteri, Syngnathiformes, Syngnathidae. The record is from RefSeq and is a predicted model, not a curated record. Bases 342 to 2003 code for a protein of 553 amino acids.